This is a messenger RNA of Trypanosoma theileri, 399 nucleotides long. RefSeq lists its product as uncharacterized. The transcript has a single exon. The annotation marks the transcript as partial. The record is from RefSeq and is a predicted model, not a curated record. NCBI's taxonomy places the organism in Eukaryota, Euglenozoa, Kinetoplastea, Trypanosomatida, Trypanosomatidae.
AUGCGCAAGCGUCUGUCAAGUCGAAUACCAUUAACCCCUGUUACAAUUGCAUGUUUUACUGGAAAGACUUGUAGGAAUGCGUUAAUGCAGUUUCGUUUUAAAGUAAAAACGAAGUUCGUCCGCUAUGGAGGACCUUCUGUUCCUUUUAACUAUGUAGACGCACAUUUCUACCUUCAGCAGUAUUUUCUCAAAUAUUCUCGAAAAAAGUGGAACGCCGAAAUAAUAAUACUCGAUUCUUUCUUGACCUUCAUGAUGACACGUGGACUCUCUGAUCAUGCGGCAAUUUAUGGUCUUCUGCGGCCAUCAGCUUUGAUUGCCCAGAGGGUCAAACGGUUCCUUAACCAUUCCUUUGGCCCCCGUGGUCGGUUCUUUGCGGUGCACAAGCGACACCGUGAAAUG